Messenger RNA from Blastomyces dermatitidis ER-3, 1905 nucleotides. Its product is annotated as arginyl-tRNA synthetase. Bases 1 to 1905 code for a protein of 634 amino acids. The record is from RefSeq and is a predicted model, not a curated record. The transcript has 4 exons. Gene Ontology annotation, cellular component: mitochondrion; cytoplasm. Gene Ontology annotation, molecular function: ATP binding; arginine-tRNA ligase activity. NCBI's taxonomy places the organism in Eukaryota, Fungi, Ascomycota, Eurotiomycetes, Onygenales, Ajellomycetaceae. Gene Ontology annotation, biological process: mitochondrial translation; arginyl-tRNA aminoacylation.
AUGGCUACUCUUGCUAUUAAUGGCCUGGAAACGCUUCUCCAGAGUCUCGAGGUGGAGAUACCUGUCCCAACAUUUCCCACCGCGAACAAUGUCGCUAAUCCGGUCGACGUAUAUCGCUGCUAUGUUGCUAAGGUCGUAAAGCAAGGGGUCAAAUGUGACGAGGACACUGCAUAUAAUGCCAUCCAACGAACACAGGUGCUGGCCCACGGCGAUGUGAUGGUGGUGGUUGCGCGCCUUCGUCUCAAAGGAGCCAAUGUAGACCAGGUUGCCCUUGACUUAUCAUCCAAGCUCUGUGGCAUUUCGCUUAUUUCCAACCCUGUACCUAAGGGUGUCUUCAUUCCUAUCUUUUUUAGUGCCACGACUUUACCCCGCCUAAUUUUACCGUACAUCUUCGAUCGACGACAAUUGUAUGGCCACGACAAAAUUGCUGGUCUGAAACAACCUGAGAAUGAGGCUGCUGGCAAGAAGAAAGUAAUCGUGGAGUUUUCUUCGCCCAAUAUCGCCAAGGAGUUCCAUGCCGGGCAUCUCCGUAGUACAAUAAUUGGGGCUUAUAUUGCGAACCUCUACGAGAGUAUGGGCUGGGACGUAGUCAAAAUAAAUUAUCUGGGUGACUGGGGGAAGCAGUUCGGCUUGCUUGCCGUGGGUUGGCAGAAAUUUGGAUCCGAGGAACUGUUCCAAAAGGAACCCUUGAAGCAUUUACUAGACGUUUAUGCAAAGAUCAAUACUUUGUUCAAACCAGAGCAGGAGGCCAGCAAGAACGCUAGGGAUAACGGCCAGGAUACCUCGGAGAUAGAGAACAAAGGACUUUACGCCGAGCGAAACGCCUUUUUCAAGAAAAUGGAGGAUGGAGAUCCAGAUGCACUCAGCUUGUGGAGGCGGUUCCGUGACAUCAGUAUCGAGAGGUACAUCCGUACCUACGCGCGCUUGAACAUUGCUUUCGACGAAUACUCCGGAGAAUCGACCGUUCGGCCGGAAACAAUUGAGAGCGUCGAAAAAAUGCUGAAGGAGAAAGGUAUUUACGAAGAGAAUGAGGGGAAUCGAGGCGGAACGACGACCUAUCUUCUUCGAGACAUCGCUGCUGUGCUAGAGCGGGUGGGCAAGUACAAAUUUGACAAAAUGAUCUAUGUCGUUUCCGCUGAGCAAGACUCGUACUUUCAGCGUGUCUUCAAGACGAUUGAGAUUAUGGGCUACCCUGAUAUUGCGACUAAACUUGUCCAUGUCAAUUUCGGGAAAGUUCAGGGAAUGUCGUCGAGGCUCGGAACGGUGAAGCUGCUGAGCGACAUAUUGGAUGAGUGUGGGAACGCCAUGCACGAAGUUAUGCGGGCCAACGAAGCAAAGUACGCUCAAGUUCCGGACCCAAAAGCAGUGGCAGAUGUCGUUGGUAUCACAGCAGUUAUGGCGCAGGAUAUGAGUGGGAAAAGAAUCAACAAUUACGCUUUUGAUAUUACCAGAAUGACUUCCUUUGAAGGCGAUACAGGACCUUACCUCCAAUAUUCGCAUGCAAGGCUCUGUUCGAUCAUGCGAAAAGCACAGCUAACGGCGGAUCAAGUUGCAAAGGCUGACUUUACCUUGCUCAAGGAACCCCACGCCGUGGAUAUAGUUCGCCUAGUGGCUCAAUAUCCCGAUAUAACCAGUCAUGCAUUCAAGACUUUGGAACCCAUCACUGUUCUCACGUAUCUCUUUCGACUUACCCAUCAAGUGUCUUCUGCGUACGAUGUGAUUAAGGUCCUAGGGAUGAAUGAGGGCCCUGAGGUCAUGUUGGCGAGGUCCGCAUUGUAUGAGGGAGCCCGUCAGGUACUCGAGAACGGCAUGCGACUACUUGGGUUUACCCCGGUAGCGAGAGAAUCCCCAUCUGAAAUGUUAACUCUAGUUUUUGCGCUGGGGCUACAGAUUUUCGUGGCCUAG